AUGCAAUCGGCAAACCAAAUGCAAUCGAUGAACCAAAUGCAUCCGUUCAUCCAAAUGAUUAUGUUGAAGCAACAACUCUUAAAAAUCAUAUCUCCGGAGGAUCAAAAUAAAGACGAGAAGUUCAUUUUGAAUAAGUAUCCAAGAGUGGCACAAAUGGUUUUUGAAAACGACGCCGUUUUCGAAGAUCUCAAGAAAACACUCGAAAUUGAGAAAAAUCAACCUGAGGACGAAAGAAAAGUGUUUUGGAAGAGGAUGGAUAUGCUGUGUGCUUCUUAUAUGAAAGCUCCCGCCUACAAAAACGGAAACAAGGAACACAAUGGAUACAAGAUUUGUUGUGAAAUGGCUGACUAUUGCUCGUUUUACAAACAGACAUGGUUCUUCAUUGUUUGCGGAGCCGUUGGGUUCCUUCUUCUCGUUGCCAUUGCCGGUGGUGUUUUCUUUAUCAUUCGUCGCAAAAACAAGAAGAAAAUUGGUGGAAACAACAAGAAAGAAGGAAGCAAGCCAUAA
This is a messenger RNA of Caenorhabditis remanei, 507 nucleotides long. RefSeq lists its product as uncharacterized. The transcript has 3 exons. The record is from RefSeq and is a predicted model, not a curated record. The coding region runs from base 1 to 507 and encodes 168 amino acids. NCBI's taxonomy places the organism in Eukaryota, Metazoa, Nematoda, Chromadorea, Rhabditida, Rhabditidae.